AUGAAGACGACUACACAACUCGCCAGACAGAUCAUCAAAGCAGUCGGAUGUGCCAAUGGUUUAGCUGGAAGACAACUCGGAUGUGAGAAUGCUGUGGAAGUGAUCAAAGCUUCUCCAUUCUUCACAAAUGUUCAAGAGAGACUUCCACUCCAAUGGGGAAAGAUCAUAGAAGAAGUUAACACUGGACGACAUGCAAGUGCUCUGUCAGGAGUCACACAGACAUGUCGACAACUUGCACAUGAGACUCGUCAAGUUAUUGAGAACAAGGAUGAGCUUCUCGUCUUUGGAGGAGAUCACAGCUGUGCUAUUGGAACAUGGAGUGGAGUUGCAACAGCACUCAGACCACAAGGAGACAUUGGAUUGAUCUGGGUGGAUGCUCAUAUGGAUGCCCAUACACCUGACACAAGUGACACAGGGAACAUUCAUGGUAUGCCGGUUGCCCAUCUUCUUGGUUUCGGUGACAAAAACCUUGUGAAAAUCGGAGAUCGUCUGCCCAAACUUCUCCCACACAAUCUGUGUAUGGUCGGUAUCAGAGACUACGAAUCGGCAGAACAGGAACUUCUCGAAAGACUAGGGGUCAGAAUCUUCUACGCAAACGAAGUAGAGAAGAGAGGAAUCCAAGAUGUGAUGCAAGAAGCGCAGUAUCUUGUCACAAGAAAUACAAUCGGAUACGGUUUAUCAAUUGAUCUUGAUGGUUUCGAUGUAUCUUAUGCCCCAGCUGUCGGAACACCGUCUGCAGAUGGAAUCAAUGCACUCGAGUUCAUCAAAGCUCUUCUGACUAUCGAUUUGACCAAACUCAUUGCUACUGAAAUUGUCGAGUUCCUUCCCAGAUUCGACGACAACCAGAGGACAAGUGAACAGCUCGUUUCUAGCCUUGUGGAGUACAUUUAUAAGACGAAGCAGUUCCAAAUCAACUCGGUCAAUGAAAUUGCUGCUCGUGUUAGCAAAUCUGAAAAGAUUCAACAAGUUUCCCAAGCCAUGUGA
Caenorhabditis remanei is the source of this 984-nucleotide messenger RNA. RefSeq lists its product as uncharacterized. NCBI's taxonomy places the organism in Eukaryota, Metazoa, Nematoda, Chromadorea, Rhabditida, Rhabditidae. Gene Ontology annotation, molecular function: manganese ion binding; arginase activity. The record is from RefSeq and is a predicted model, not a curated record. Bases 1 to 984 code for a protein of 327 amino acids. Gene Ontology annotation, cellular component: cytoplasm; nucleus; cytosol. The transcript has 5 exons.